This is a messenger RNA of Cadophora gregata, 1386 nucleotides long. RefSeq lists its product as uncharacterized. The record is from RefSeq and is a predicted model, not a curated record. The transcript is spliced from 3 exons. The coding region runs from base 154 to 1386 and encodes 410 amino acids. NCBI's taxonomy places the organism in Eukaryota, Fungi, Ascomycota, Leotiomycetes, Helotiales, Ploettnerulaceae.
GUUGGAUCAGCGUUCCAACGAGCCGAGGUUUAAUUUUAGCGGAUCCUAGCAUGCCACUACUAUCUAAUACGGCGUCACUGUACGACGUUAAUAUCGAGAUUUGUGACAUCAAACAGGAUCUUUCCCCAGGUCAUUCAUACUUCCCAAAGCAAGAUGACCACGAACAUGCCGGAGACCAAGGCUCCAGCGGCAGCCAUCCCAAAAGAAACAUCAUUUGACACCAUACCUUACGAUGCUCCACUAGAUAAUCUGAAUACCGUCCUUCAAAAGCGAGGAUUGACAACCGCAACCCUCCCAGCCUGGGCCAAGAAGAAAUCCCAAGCAGGCUCCAAUUCCAAGCAUCUCACUGUCCCCACAGCGGAUCUCCGAGGGAAGCGCGUGAUCAUCACCGGCAGUAACAGUGGUAUCGGUCGCGAAGCUGCUCUACAAAUGGCAGCAUGGGGUGCAAAUCUAGUUCUAGGAUGUCGCCCAAAUCCUCCUCCUCAUGAAUUGCACCCUGAUGUGGUGGUCGAGGAGUGUAUGCAAGCUGCCAAGAAAGCUGGAAACGUGAUUGAAGCCGAAUGGUGGCCCAUCGACCAUGCGGAUUUGAAGACUGUGGAUGCGUUUGCGCAGAGAUGGUUGGCUACUGGUCAUGAACUCGAUAUUUUAUGCAGCAACAUAGGAAUGGGUGCGAAACGUCCUGUGCCAGAGGAACAGGCGAAGAAGGGCGAGAAGUAUCGCAAGACGGUAGAUGGAUUUGAGGAGGUUCAUUCGGUUAACUUCCUUGGACAUGUCGAACUCAUCUUAAAUCUUCUCCCAGCCUUGGCUCGCGCGUCUGAGCCUCGCGUUGUCUGCACCACGUCAUGCUUCCAUUAUCUCGGCAAGUUCGACAUCCAAAACUGGAACGGCGAAAAUGACGACGCUGGGAUUGGCGGCGUUCAAUUCUACCAGAAUAGCAAAUUGAGGUACCAGAUCUGGCUUACCGAGCUGCAGCGUCGCCUACUUCUCCAUCCGGAGUAUCGUCACAUCACCGUCAUUGGGUGUCAUCCGGGCUUUGUCAAUUCUGGAAUUUGGUAUAUGCCUGGAAAAUCAUGGGUGUCUUGGAUUCAAGAGAAGGCCACGCAGUUCCUGGCAUCGAGGGUGGGCAUCAACUCUCAGCAGGGGAGCUUGGCUAUACUUCACGUUGCGACAAGUCCGGAAGCUGGACCAGAUCCUAAGGUACAGAUUGUUGGCAAGGAGGGAGGAGGUGGUGGUGGUAGGUAUUUCAAUCGAAUUUGGGAGGAUGAGGCUAUGCCACAUUGUGAGGAUGCUGACUGUCGGUCGAGAGUAUGGCGGAAGGUGAAUGACGAGUUGAAGCUAAGCGAGAAGGGUCUUCUAGACGUGCUUGGAGUUCUUGGGACCCUAUGA